AUGCCACUUCCACUGUUGGCCGAGAGCCUCUGGAGGGGACUGUCUAGCAUUCCUUAUGGCUACACAGUGCUGAAAUUUUCAUCAUGGGCGCUGGUCAUCUCCCUCCUCAAAUACUACUUUGGAGGAGCCAGGAACACGGCCGAGCGUGUUAUGCAUGGCAAGGUGGUCAUCAUCACUGGUGGUACAUCCGGCAUAGGCGCCGCUGUUGUUCGGGACCUCGCCUUACGAGGAGCUCAGAUUAUUCUACUGUCUCGUCAUGCCGCGAAUGACCCAUUCCUGGUGGAUUACAUUGAUGAUCUUCGUAGCUCUACGAACAAUGAACUUGUGUAUGCUGAGCAGGUGGAUCUCUCUUCGUUACACUCCAUCCGUCGUUUCGCAACCAAAUGGAUAGACAAUGCUCCUCCGAGGCGGCUGGACAUGAUAGUCCUCUGUGCUGCGGUCAUGACUCCAAGAUGGGGAAGUCGCCAACUUACUGCUGACGGGCUGGAAGAGGAAUGGGGAGUCAACUAUCUGGCCAACUUCCACUUGUUGAGCAUUCUCAGCCCCGCCAUCAGGGCUCAGCCGCCAGAUAGAGAUGUCCGCAUUUUAUUCAGUACCUGCAAUAGCUACAUCGGAGCGAGCCUUGACCUAACAGGCACCCAGAAGGAGACGUCUUCCGGCCAGAGGUCCUACGGCAGGAGUAAAAUAGCAUUGAUGACUUUUGCACUGGCUUUUCAGAAACAUUUGGACAGCUACACUCGUCCUGAUAAGCAACCGAACAAUGCCAGAGCUUUUCUUGUGGAUCCGGGACAAUCGCGUACUCCGGGGACCAGGAGGUGGCUCACCGGCGGCUCAUUAUGGGGUUUACUCGCAUAUCUCAUUACCUGGCCAUUCUGGUGGCUUGUGCUGAAGUCCCCCGAGCAGGGCGCACAGAGCUUUCUGCUAGCUGCGAUGGAGGGAGAGCUCGCUCGAGAUGCCGGUGGAAAGCUGAUCAAGGAGUGUCGCGAACGUGACUUCUUACGCUCCGAGGUAACAGAUAUCGAGAUCGCUAAGAAGCUGUGGGAAUUCAGCGAAAAGCAGAUUGAGCAAACUGAAAAAGAAAGUGCAGUAAGAAGAGCGCUGGCAAAGAGAGAAAAGGAUGCCGCAAAUCAGGCAUCGCCAUCGGCGGAGUCCAUGGGUAGUAGCAAGCAAGGAAAGACCAGUAGCCUGAGGAACAGCCGAAAAGCCAAAUAA
Endocarpon pusillum Z07020 is the source of this 1212-nucleotide messenger RNA. RefSeq lists its product as uncharacterized. Bases 1 to 1212 code for a protein of 403 amino acids. The transcript has 2 exons. The record is from RefSeq and is a predicted model, not a curated record. Lineage: Eukaryota; Fungi; Ascomycota; Eurotiomycetes; Verrucariales; Verrucariaceae.